Molecule: messenger RNA, 945 nt
Organism: Talaromyces marneffei
Lineage: Eukaryota; Fungi; Ascomycota; Eurotiomycetes; Eurotiales; Trichocomaceae
Exons: 2
Coding region: 1-945 (314 amino acids)
Biological process (GO): regulation of DNA-templated transcription
Molecular function (GO): DNA-binding transcription factor activity
Source: RefSeq, a predicted model, not a curated record
AUGGCUCCAACAACAGCACCUCGGCGCACCGUUGCUGGAAGCGCCUCGAGCACUACCGCCACAGGAAGAGAAUCAUCCCAACCAGCAGGGAAGAAAAGAGACUCCAGAGCGGGAAUGCGCAAAGUCACUUCCCUGACAGCUGAACAAUUAGAACGCAAACGCGCAAAUGAUCGAGAAGCGCAACGAACUAUUCGUGCCCGCACUAAGGAGCACAUCGAGAACUUGGAGCAUCAGGUUGCUGAGUUGAGUGCCAAGGGACAGCAGGUUGAUCGUGUGUUGGAGCGGAAUGCGAUGCUGGAGUCGGAGAUUGCGCAUUUGAGGCAGCAGUUGGCUAUGAUGACGAACAGUAGGCAGUUGUAUCAAAGCGAAGAUGAGCGAAGGUCUUCCACAAGCUCAAACCCAGCAAGCGUGAUUUCUUCGCCGUUCAACAGUCCCCCGUUGACAGACUCGAUUCCCUCGGGACCACCAAUUCCGCCCCUUGCACAUCGAAUGCCCCUGGCACAGGGAUCAUGGCAUUCGUACGUAUCCCCACCACAAACAGGGACAUUAUCAUCAGCAUCAAUCUCCGGCACUGGGCCAGAACAAUCGCAUGAGUCACCCUACUCUAUGACCGCCGAUUCACUGGCAGGUUCAUCCAUGGGUCAAACACACCACGACAUGACAUACGGUCUACCUCACUCCACCGCAACACAAUACGCCAACAACAAUGCGGACUCUUAUAACCGCAACCUGACUUACCCGUCUCGAGCGGCGUUGAGCCAACCGCAGCAUCAACAGCAUCGAUCACAGCAUAUCCCUGUCGCUACCAUAGGAUAUGAGCAGAAUAUCCCUUCGUUACAGGCAGCUCAUCUGCCUAUGCCCGCUCAUCAUACUUAUCCCUCUCAGAUUGUGCACUCGCCUCCUGCUCAUUCCCAAAUCGGGUAUCAGUGGGAUUCGAGGGCUUAA